AUGGCUGAUCAAGUAAAGAAAGGCGAUGAAGUAUCUUGGAACUGGGGUAGUGGGCAACCUUCUGGUAAAGUAGCAGAAGUCAAAGAAGGAAGAGCCGAGGUGACUUCUAAUAAGGGAAAUACUAUUUCUAAGAAUGGCACCAAAGAAGAUCCUGCGGUAGUUAUCGAACGUAGUGGGCUUAUCUCACUUCCUCGUUCCCCCAUCUCCCAUCCCCCAUUUUCCGGCUCAUCGCAUAGGGAUAGAUGGGAAUUAUUCCACACAUCUUCAUACGUGGGCAAUGUGGAUUCUCCAAUCCCUUUAGCAGAUGAUGGUCUGUUCUGUUCUGCGUUGUGUAUGAUCGGCCCUUCCUCCAUGAACAACGUCGUCAAAAGGGCACAUGAGCUUAACGAAGUUGAAUCGUAA
Tremella mesenterica DSM 1558 is the source of this 402-nucleotide messenger RNA. RefSeq lists its product as uncharacterized. The record is from RefSeq and is a predicted model, not a curated record. The coding region runs from base 1 to 402 and encodes 133 amino acids. The transcript has 4 exons. Lineage: Eukaryota; Fungi; Basidiomycota; Tremellomycetes; Tremellales; Tremellaceae.